UCUGGCAGCUUGUGCUGUUUUUGUUUGGUUGCUGUGUGAAUUAGCCUAAUGUAUGUCCUGCUUUUGAGAAGAGCCUAGCUAGUCCUUUGUCCUGCUUGGGUAACGUUAUGUGGGUAAACAAAUGGUCAACCUGAUGAUCCAUUUAAAGCUAUACCGCCAAAAGUUUCAUAAAUGUUCAAACUUGAUUGGGAAAUAUUGUGUAUUUGGUUGACGGGAAGUGCGAUUUCACAUGGUGCUUCGCUUCUGGACUAAAAAUUUGCCUGCGGUAGAGCGAAAUUGGCGCAAGACUGCCUCUGUGCUGCUAGUCAGUUUAACCUUAGUCUAAGACUGAUUGAGUCUGUUUAACUUCCCAUUUCGAUUUGGGUCUUUUUAAUAUACUUUGGUAAACGCUAUUGGCAACCAACGUAACUAAAAUUGCGGUAAUGUUCGCUAACAACUAUGUUGGUGAACUUAAUUUGUCGGGUAAGCCUGGCAGUUGAAACGAUGUGAGGAACGUCAGUGGAAUUGGUUCAGGGAAGGUCCUCGCGUAAUUUUUUUUUCCUCGUCACGAACGACACCGUUUCUCCAAACCUCCAAAUUUAUAUCUGAGUGGAGUUGGCUUGUCGCCUUUUUUAAAAAUGUAUCACUGCCGAACGGUUACAACCCAAUCGCGUUUGCUACCAGGGAUAAUACUCAGCGCCCUUGAGCAAGCUGAGUAAAUUUAAACUGUCGUUCGAGUAGGCUAGAUCCUAGGGUGUCUGACAGCGCUCAUUAAAGCUACAUUUGUCAUGUCUGGUAUAGCUUUAAGCCGACUUGCACAGGAACGAAAAGCCUGGCGAAAAGAUCACCCAUUUGGCUUUGUGGCAGUACCAACAAAAAAUCCUGAUGGAACGAUGAACCUGAUGAACUGGGAGUGUGCAAUCCCUGGAAAGAAAGGGACCCCCUGGGAGGGUGGCUUGUUUAAACUCCGGAUGCUUUUCAAGGAUGACUAUCCUUCCUCUCCUCCGAAGUGUAAAUUUGAGCCUCCAUUAUUCCAUCCUAACGUGUAUCCGUCUGGUACAGUCUGCCUAUCCAUUUUAGAGGAGGACAAAGACUGGAGGCCAGCCAUCACAAUCAAGCAGAUCUUGUUAGGAAUCCAAGAACUUCUGAAUGAACCAAAUAUCCAGGAUCCUGCCCAAGCAGAGGCAUAUACAAUUUACUGCCAAAACAGAGUAGAAUAUGAAAAAAGAGUUCGAGCACAAGCCAAAAAAUUUUCCCCGUCAUAAACAUCAAGACUUAUCCUCUUAAUGAAGGUGGUUUGGCCAGGAUUAUUUUCUGUACUUUUUUUUGUUUGUUUUUUUCCCCCCAUAACGAUGUGCUCACAAUUCGAUUCACUGCAGACUUAUUUAAAGAAAAAAAUUUAAAGGAGAAAAAAAAAAGAAAUUUAUCUAUAUACAUGCAUAUAUUUUGGUGCCAUGUAGUGUCCUUUGCCACUUGUCCUAUAUCAAUGUUUCCUCUUGACUUUCUCAUCCCCAUCGACUGCAUUACGGGUCUGGAGCCUCAGUGUUUGCCACUUGAGCAGGCCUAGUGUUCCUACAGGAGCUCUGAGCAUGGAAAGUCUGAAAUGCAAUGAGUAUGGGAUGAGGAAGGGGUUUGAGUUGCUUCAUUGGAGCCUUUUGACAUUGUACAAUGCAGGGCUACAGCUAUCCAAACUGUUAACUGUCAUUCUGCUUCAACUGGAGAAAUUUUGUUCUACAGACACACCAUGGGUUGGCUUGUAUUUUCAGUUACUAGUUUUCUGUUGCGAUUCUGGCUCCGUUUUUCUUUCACGAAGGGUGCAUUUACUCCCUCAGUCUUUGUAUUUUCCAUGGUUUUAAUGAUGUAAAACUUGCUGUUUCUUUAAUGUCAGUAUUUCAACUGCUGUAAAAUGAAACUUUUAUACUUUCUAUGAUUAUACUAGUCUAGAUUACUUUCCAUCUCUGAUGCAUUGUACUUGGCAUGUUGUAAAAUAUGAUGGCUUAUCGCUGCCUUUGGCCAUUGAGUACUUUCCUAUAAGAAGGAAAAAUAGCCACAGUGAAUCAAAGGCAGAUCUGCUUAUUUCUGCAUCAGAUAUUUAUAUGGUGUUUUGUUCAUGUGUUUAGAGUAAAUAAAACUGUUUAUACUAA
Anguilla rostrata (American eel) is the source of this 2123-nucleotide messenger RNA. RefSeq names its product ubiquitin-conjugating enzyme E2Ib (gene ube2ib). The record is from RefSeq and is a predicted model, not a curated record. Bases 768 to 1244 code for a protein of 158 amino acids. The transcript has 7 exons. Lineage: Eukaryota; Metazoa; Chordata; Actinopteri; Anguilliformes; Anguillidae. Gene Ontology annotation, molecular function: SUMO conjugating enzyme activity. Gene Ontology annotation, biological process: protein sumoylation. Gene Ontology annotation, cellular component: nucleus.